AUAUUCUUAGAUACACCAAUCGAACCCAAGCAGAAAUUUGCCAGCAUUGCACAAGACUCUUUCAAAGCUGAUAUUGUACCAACGAACUUCAGCUAUUCUCCAGAUGCCAGUCAAACUAUCAACUCUUGGGUGGAGAAGCUGACUAAUGGAAAAAUUUCUAAAUUAGUUGAUACUGGUGACCUCCAAGACGCUAUAAUGGUGAUCGCUAACGCCGUGUACUUCCGGGGAUCGUGGAGGUAUCAAUUCCCUAGAGAUCAAACGCAACUGGGCAAAUUUUACGUCCCCGACGCCAACGGCUUCUUAACUAUAAACACCCCGUUCAUGUCGACGAAUAACAAGUUUUACUUUCUUGAAUCGCCGACUUUGGAUGCAAAAAUUAUAAGGCUCCCGUACAAGGGAGGCCGCUACUCAAUGUUCAUUCUGUUGCCGAAUUCGAAAGGAGGUCUACCGAUGCUGAUGAAGAGUCUCAGCUUGCACAACCUGAAAAAUCUUUUGUAUCUGAUGGAUCUGAGAUUGGUGCAUGUUCAACUUCCGAAAUUCAAAUUCGAUUACCAAGUUAGGCUGAGUAAACCUCUUCAAGACUUUGGUUUACUUCAAAUGUUCCAAAACACAGCCAGUUUCCCAGGGAUAGCUAGAGGAAACAGCUCAUUGCUGAGAAAAUUAGUCGUGUCUGAUAUUAUACAGAAAUCCGGGAUUGAAAUUGACGAGGAAGGAAGUGUUGUCUACGCUGCAAGUGAGAUCACAGUUGGAAACAAAUUUGGAGAACCACAAAGCUCUUUUCACGCUAACCACCCCUUCAUGUUCUACAUAGAAGAAGAGUUGACGGGAACGAUAUUGUUCGUUGGAAAAUGCGAAAAUCCACUGGAAGAAGAUCCUGCUUCUCUGGCUCCUCGACCUACGGAAUGAAGAAUGAAGAAGUUAUAAGUUUCCGAAGAACAUGUUCAGUAAAUUUUGAUUGCAACGUAAGGAAUCGUAGUUCAGUUGUGGUAAAAAAAGUUUGAUAUCGAUGUACAUUCGACUGUUUCGCUUUGGCCAAAGACAGGUUUUCAAUAAAAUAUGUUCAUGAUAAAAA
Messenger RNA from Leptinotarsa decemlineata (Colorado potato beetle), 1072 nucleotides. RefSeq names its product serine protease inhibitor 2. The record is from RefSeq and is a predicted model, not a curated record. Gene Ontology annotation, molecular function: serine-type endopeptidase inhibitor activity. Lineage: Eukaryota; Metazoa; Arthropoda; Insecta; Coleoptera; Chrysomelidae.